AUGGAUGGCGCGGAGAGGCUCAUCGAGGUGCUUUCCACGGCAUCUCACAAUGGGCUCAUCCAUCGAGGCCUUCUGCAAAAUCUCUUGAAGCGCUUGUCCAUCAAUGCGCUGGAAUUUGAGAUGCUCUUGGCCGGGAUGGAUGGAGGGGAAGCUGAUGGGAUCGAUGUCUCCUACUUUAUCAGCUUUCUCUACUCAAACGCUGAGCCCGAGAUCAAAGUAUCGCUGAGCUCAGAGGUGCACCAAGCGAAGGGCCGAAAGGUUUCAUGGACAGACUCCGAAGAAAUGAAUUUGCCUUUGGCUCAUCGAGAUCGUUUGGCUUUCCAUCGGACGCUCACAGCUGGUCGCAUGCCCACUCUGAGUCAAAUCGAUGAUUAUUCUGAUGGCGACAGGGACUCCGUGAAAGAACUCGAACCCGGGGAGGACCUGGUUGGCCCAAAGGCUUCUGACUGCCCGUCCAUAGCUGACUUUGGGAAUUUGCGGGCAGAUGACAGUGAUGUGGAGGAGCUGGAGCCUGCUACUAUGCUCUCCCGGCGUGGAGGUGUUUCUGCAGUGCCCACGGGCGCAUUUGCUGCACGCUUUGUCAACUGGGUCAGCCCACAUCUUGAUAAGAAGGCGGAACACCAUGACAUUUUGCUGGAGUCGCUUGCGCACUGCCCCUUCUUUGUAGAGCUGGAUCAAGAGAUUCUGCAUGCUUUAGUCGACACCAUGGAGAUCGAGGAGUUCGAACCAGGAGACGCAAUAUACAAGAAGGGCGAUGUUGGAAGAAGUGGUUAUGUGAUGAUUUCUGGCUCCGCCAUUGCUGAGACAGAUGCCGCAGAGGCCAGCAAUUUGCUGAAGCGUUCCUCACGCUCCGAAGUCCAUGUGAAGCCUGGCGACUUCUUCGGGGAGCACACCAUGCUCUGGGGCUUCAAACGGCGCAUGAUGGUGCGAACGGUCAUGCGGACCGUGGUGGGCAAGCUGAAACGAGACGUUUAUUUCAACAUCGUCACACGCUCCGCAAUGCAUGAACGGAGCCAAAGAGAAAAGUACUUGCGGAACAACGUUCCCAUGUUCGAAACGUUUGACGAUGAACUGAUUGCGAAGAUUGCGGAUAUCAUGGAGCGGCGAUCGUAUGUGCCCAAUCAACGGGUCGUGGAGCAAGGCGACGAAGGCUCAGAAUUCUUCAUUGUACUGAAGGGUGAGUGCGUUGCUUCCAUUCGAAUUGCUAAAGUGGGUUGUGAUGGGUUUGACGAGCAUCCAGUUCGACACUACAGCAAGGGCGAACGCUUUGGUGAGCUGGCAUUCAUCAAUCAUACACCUCGAGCGGCUACAAUCACUGCGACGACUCACACACAACUCUUGUGCUUGGACCGGAUUGUUUUCGAGCGGGUGGUCGGUUCUUUGGAUAUCAAGCAGAAGGAGAACUAUGCAAGCGAUCCUCGAAAGAUCCUGGCUGACUUCUAUAGUCCUGGAGGCGGCCUGGGGCCACGUGGAGUGAGCACCGUUCUUGGGAAUUUGCAGACGUCCUGGUUUGCAGUAUAUCGGCCCACCAGUCGCGAUGCACUCGCAAAGUUGUUGAACCAAACUGCGGUGGGGAAGGGUCUCAAUGUGAAAGGCAAGUCUGCGAAGCGGAACCACCUAUCUGGUUUUGUUCCCUUCCUCCAGAUCAGCGACAACAAGCACAAGCGAAAGCUGGGGAAAGGCGUCAUGAAUGCGCGCGUCCGAGUCUACUUUCAGACCCAUGAGGCACAGGAACUGGUGAAGAUGGAAUUGGCGUCCAUCAUGCGAGAACUGGAAAGCCAACAUGAGCUCGAGCCGAUUAGGAUUGAGAACUCCUACCCCAACGUUUAUGGCAUUGAGAUGCCUGAACUGCUACUGCGGGAGGCAUAUAUUAUGCGUCCGGACAUUACCUGGCAGGUUGGCUGGGAGACUGGACGUGCCUCCGAGCCUGCUUUCAUGGAGAUGAAUCUGCACGCAGUGCGAAGCAAGAGUCUUCCCAAGGUUGUGCUCUACCAAUAUGAUAAUGGAAACCCCAUGAAUCCUCAUGGUCUCCUCAUUGCUUAUGCUGAAGCCAUGGUUAAGCCAGUCGUCUCAGAUUUUGAUACAUUCACGGUCGGCAGUCGAGGGAUGAUGUAUGAACCCAUUUGUGAGGAGCAGCAGGCCUUGAUGAUGUGGAGCUUACAAUGCACCGAGAGAAUUCUUCAAUCUCCAGAUGCUUCGAGCUGGAACUCCCGAUGGUUGGAGGUCCUUGAGGAGGCAGACCGCAACGGUUUUCACCCGGAGAUCCCCGAAUUUGGCUUUGGAGAUCCCACGUCCUACAGAUUAACCAAAGAAGUUAUUGAAGCCACGAAAAUGUGUGGCGCUGUACGACAUGGGUCUGAGUGCUUUAAUUUCUACUUCCCGCAGGAGCUCGACUCAGAGUACCUCAUCAUAUGGGAUGGCUUUGAAGGGAAGCCUUGGUCAUAUCGGAACUGCUCAGGUUUAGUGGAGUUUCUGCUGGCAAGAGCUCACGAAGGCUACAGCUUUCCCUUGAAUCCCGUUUGGCCAGUGCGUGAUGAGGGCUGGUACGAAGUGUUUGACACACUGCGCAAGAGUCCCGAUGCGCAAGAUUGUUUGGCUGCAUGGUUUCCGCGCGAGUCUGGCGUUGUGGAAUGCAUUGAACGCCUCCACAAAAGAUACCGAGACGGAUUCCAAGUUAUGGCCGAUCAAUGUCAUGAGCUUCCAGAUAGCAGCCGCUUGGCAACAAAGCUCAGCUUCCGAAACCAGGCUAAUGCCCUAAGCCAAGAAUUGAAAACGUUGGAGUCGCAACUGGCAGCGGCAGCUUCGGAGUUCGUUUGUCCCGUGGGCAUCCUUGCAGCAACGAGCCAGAGACUGGAAGGUGCCAGGUUGGAGUUGGUGUCGGCCCAGCAAUGUGUGCAAGAAGCCCUUGGGAAAGAUGUUGAUGACGAGUGGCUUUGCCCCGCAGAGGAGGCGCCGGAGCUCGCACAAGCCGCGGAGCUGCGACGCAGCGCGCAGCAGGAGCGCCAGGCAGCUGAGGCCACUUUGCUGCAGCAGCGUGCCACACGUGUAGAGCUGUUGCAGAGGUUGCAGGAGGUCACCCGGCAAAAUCAGAAGGCGAUCGAUCAGCGCCAGGUGGAGUUGGACAAGGAGGCAGCCAUCGAGAGGCAGCUGAAGGCGACCUGCGAGGCACGGGAACGGGAGACUGAGGAGAUUCGGGAGGAAGUGCUUGCUCAGGGCCGGCGGCUCGAUGCACGCAACACCGUGACCAGCUUUUUCCAGGUGCCACCUCGAGAUGCAGCGAGGAGACAAGCCAAGGCCCAACAGGAAGCCGAAGAAGCCAAGGUGAUUCUGCAGCUCAAGCGAAUCUCAGAUUCACACCUGUCCAAAGUCCACGGUGAGCAAAAUAAGAUCGAGGAGAAAAUUGACGGUCUCAGAGCCAAGCAUGAGAAGAGGAUGGGCGAGUUGCAG
Durusdinium trenchii is the source of this 3447-nucleotide messenger RNA. Lineage: Eukaryota; Dinophyceae; Suessiales; Symbiodiniaceae. The record is from the annotation of a GenBank genome assembly.